AUGGGCGGCCCAAACCUCGAAGUCUUCAAAUUCGGAAUGUACAUCCUCUUCCCCAUCAGCAUCAUGUACUACUUCGGCACGAACCUCGACGGCAAGUUCUCGGUCCCGGACUUCUGGCCCAAACCAGAGCAGACGCAUCGCAUUCCGUAUGAGCGCGAGGAGAUCGCGAAGGAGUUGGAGAGGUUGAAGGCGAGGAAUAGGGCGAAUAGGGUGAGGAGGGAGGAGGAGGAGAGGAGGGGGCGGGAGGCGUUUGGGGGGAGAGAGGGGUAG
Messenger RNA from Dothidotthia symphoricarpi CBS 119687, 270 nucleotides. RefSeq lists its product as uncharacterized. Gene Ontology annotation, cellular component: mitochondrial inner membrane; mitochondrion. The record is from RefSeq and is a predicted model, not a curated record. Lineage: Eukaryota; Fungi; Ascomycota; Dothideomycetes; Pleosporales; Dothidotthiaceae. Bases 1 to 270 code for a protein of 89 amino acids. The transcript is spliced from 2 exons. Gene Ontology annotation, biological process: mitochondrial respiratory chain complex IV assembly.